GACAUUGUUUAAAAAAAAUGAUGAUAACAAACAUGGCGUGCUAGUAGAGCGUCUCUCUAAUCUGUUUACCAUUUUGCUUUUUUUACAAUUAUUCAGAUCCGCGUUAUCAUAGUAUGCGGUUACUGACAAAGGGACGAAGACUAGAUGUCGCUCGGAAUAGGAGGGGCCGGGGCGGCGGCGCUCGGCGGUAGAGGUCGAGGCGGGUGAUAUGCAAGCGGCGCCGGCGCGCUACGUGUCCGCGAGCGAGUUAUACUCGACCGACGAAGUGGAGCUGUUGCUGGAAGAGAUAAGAGAGCUGGAGCCGACUAGCUGCCGCGGCGAGGACGUGCAGGACUUCGAAAUCGCUGGCAGUGGGUGCGCGGGCGCGGGCGGUCGCUCGCCUGCCGGUACGGAGCUCACGGAGCGCUCGUGGGACUCGCACGCACACUACUCGCGUGCUCCGCCGCCGCGCCCGCGCGCUCUCGCACCUGUCUACUGCCACCUCUCGUACUUGAUCACGCCGACGGGCGGUUUGACUUUUCUUCUAGUGUUGUGUUCUCUCUGUGUUUGCAUUUGUGUGUGGGGAGCCCUAGGACUACGUGCCGCAUCUGCCGCUAAGCCACUGUUGUUUGGGGCACUUACUUCCUUCAUGCUGCAUACGAUCCUCAUGUUGAUGCACAUCUCCUUGUUGGAUGCAUUAUUGCCCGUCGAUUGGAACAGAUUUAGCGGAGUAUCAUUCGCGUGGAGCGCGUCGUGGCUGACCGGCGGUGCCGUCGCGCUGCUGGUGGCGCUGCCGUCGCCCGCCGCGCACUCCACCGUCGCGUCCAUGCUGUACACCGCCGCCGGCUGCGCGCUGGGCGGCGCGGGCGUGGCGCUGCUGGGCGCGGGCGUGUGCGUGCGCGGCGGCUGCGUGCGCGCGGGGCGCGCGGGGCUGCGCGCGGCGCGCUCGGGCUCGCUGCGCGCUGCCUACCGCGCCGUGCCGCAGGCCUCCACGUCGCGCGACCGCGCCUUAUAGUGACCGCCGUCGUCCACCGACUUCUAGUCGGUGCCGUGAGUGUAGUGUGGUAGUGGCGCCCCAGUACUGAAACAAGUUUUUUAAACCUAUUUCGAUGAAACCCCAAUUUUCUAGAGCCGGGAUCGUUUUAAAAUACCUCCGUCUGCGGGACGGGGCCGGUCCGCGGUCGCCGCCGAGCUGUGAGGUCCGUGGGCGAUCGGGGAGCCCUCUCGUAUAGUCGCGUGUGUCUCGCAUGAAAUUUGUUUGUGAUGGAAUUGGCACAAAACAUAAUGUCUUCUUAAAUGGGACUUGGAGCUACCUAGUCUCGUUGAUGUCUCGAUCGUUAGCGUAUAGAGUGAUCGAGGGAGCCCCAGUUGGGUACGGUUUCGCGGAGUUCUAAAGGACUCCGAAGAUGAAUUGAUUAUAUUCUUAUGUAACAAAUUAGCAUUUACUUUUAGGACCGUCUUAUUUCAGGAGCGAUGAGCACUGGACUUUUGAUAUGUUAGUGGUACGUCACACGAGAAGGAUCGGAGAUUGUCUAAUACUGCCACUAGAUUUCGCCUGUGAUUCACGUCCAUGUAAUUAUCUAGUCUUAUUGAUCUGUAGGAGCAGUAGGGCAAAAUAGAUUUGAUCACAACUGCUGCUAAUUGUGCCUCUAAUGUCAUUCUUAAUGACAAUUUAUACAAAUUCCUGAAUGUUUAGAAUGAAUCGGUUUUAGCGAAUGGUUUGGUUUAUCUCGAGAGAGCGGUUCCUCAUCUAUUUUGCUGGACUGUUGUUUGUUCGUUCAUUACAUUGUAUUUAAACGUUAUUAUUUACCAAGUCUGAUUUUGAUGCUAGUCCAUUUAGUGUAAGUAUUUAUUUUUAUUACUAACGAGCGGCAUUCCUUAAGUAGUUUUUGCACAAAUAUUAGAUUAUUCGCAAACAAUAUUUUAUCUGUAUUUUUGAAAGCUUCUGCCCGUUACUUCGACGCCCGGUGGCGUGUCCGGCUGUCCCCGUUUAUGAUAAGUUUUUAAUAUUAUUAUACAAUUAAUGAAUCAAUAUACAAAUGUAUGCAAAGGGUAAUUUUUACUUGUAAUCGACAUGUUUAUUGUGCUAAGAAUUCAGUAGACAAAGUGGAUCAUGGUAUUCAUAUAUAUUAUAUAACCGUAUCCGGCCGGAGGUGUGGCGGGGUCGCCAGCGACGCCAGCGACACCAGCGACGCCAGCGACACCAGCGACAUCUGCGGUGUCCUUACGUACGCCACGUUUAUUUAAUGUGACGCUUGUAUUGGAUCAAAUAGUUUGCAUGACACUUGUUUAUAAUACAUAUAGUUAGUGGUAAGGGGAUUUCAAAAUAUACGAAAUAAGAAUUGUUAUAGGAUGUAAUUUUAUACUGUCUAAUCUGUCGUACUCGCGCUAUGAGCUUAGGAUGUUUGUACCGUUUUAGUUCGAACCGAGCGGAAACAGGAAGGCCCUACUCAGUAUUGGCCAGGUUGAAAAAUAGAUACAUUCGAAACACAAAUCGUGAACUUGAUCAAUUUUGUAUUUUCUAAAAGAACAAUUAAUUUUGUAAUAAUUCAAUCGCUUAAUCGUAAUGUAACUCAAAGGAGAAGCUGGAGGCCAGUCCCCUUUUUUAUUUAUAUUAUAUCAUACAUAUCACCAAACGACUUACUUGAUUCUUUAUGUACUUCUUACACUGUUUGUAAGUGAUAUUUUGUAACGUAAGUGUUCCUUUAGCGAUUACCACGACACACCACGAUCACACUUGUUAAUGGACACUUUUAAAAUGACUCUUCCGAUUAUAAGUAUAUUUAUAAUUCUGCGGCCUCGAAUAUAUUUGUAAUAUAUUGAUAUUUAUGCAUUCUGUGAAAAUUGUGUGACAAUUUGUACCGAAUACAGAACGUAACCAAGUGUUUAGUAGUUCGUCGUACAGGCAUGCAGCAGAUUACCGUCUGUCACAGGGACACUUGUGUAACUGCGACGCGGAGCUAUGAGCUCGUGUAAACUGAUGAGUGUUACAAUAUGAAAAAUCAUAUUUAUAACUAAUAAUUGACCAAAUUUUCUAUCUUCAAUUUUUGUAACUGUGUGACGCGACGGGCCGCAGAUAUGUUCAAUAAAUGUCUACGAAAGAGUACGUUGCUUUGUGUGUUGUAUUGUAUUGUAUAUUUCUUUAUAAGAAUUACAAAUGUUUUUCAAGAACCGGUGAUUGUAAUGUUUGAUCUCGAUGAACCUUGUGCGAGUAAGUUUUAAUUUUAAAUUUUAAUGAUAAUACAUAUAUGGUUUUUAUACAA
Molecule: messenger RNA, 3242 nt
Organism: Vanessa tameamea
Lineage: Eukaryota; Metazoa; Arthropoda; Insecta; Lepidoptera; Nymphalidae
Exons: 5
Coding region: 209-994 (261 amino acids)
Source: RefSeq, a predicted model, not a curated record